AUGUCGUUUGUUCUCCCUAAAAGACUCCUCGCAUAUGUCGAUGGCAAGUUCUCCAUCAUCGAUCCGCCCGCCCAUGGGGUCCACGAAUUCCACAUCGUCUCCUACACCUGGGGCACCAAAGUCCCGCAGUAUGACCCGGGGAUCGCGGGCCUGAACUGGACGGUCAAGAUCUCCCCCGAGAGGCUCAACGACAUCAAGAGAUUGAUGCAGACCGCCGGAUUGAAAUAUUUAUGGGUAGACUGCGUGUGUAUCAAUCAAGAUGACGAGGAGGAGAAGAUGAUUGAGAUUGCCAAAAUGUACAGGUACUACAAAAGUGCCUUGCAAUGCCAUAUUUUGGUGCACAUGGACGAGGUCUGGUAUCCCCAGCAGAUUGUCGAGGACCUUCGUUUUGUCGACCAUAUCCUGUCCUACAUGGGAGGCGCGGCGCUCGCAAAGGAGGCCAGGUUGGGUGAGAAUCUGACGAGCAUCCUCAACGACUGGGAGCACGGGAAGUGGAUGUUUCCUGUCGACAAGGGAACCGUCCGAUCUGCCGGGAUUGAACUCGGAAUCCUUAAUUGCUACGCUACGAGCAUCUACCACGUCAUCACACUCUUCCACAACCUGUAUUUCUCGAGAGUUUGGACGUUCCAGGAAAUGCUGCUCGGAAAGGAGAUCUUGAUGUGGGGAGUCAACACUGAGAUCGUUCGCGAGAUUGGAGAGCUCGAUACCUGGAUGGAUCUGGCCACAGCCUGCACCGACAAGGCGUACAAGCUGCAGGCGUGGAUUGAAAUACCCCGGGUUCUGAAGCCAAACGCGGUCAAUGCCGUCCUGAGGGUCAUCGAAGAGCACAAAAUCCUUCUUGGGAGCCUGCAGACGCAGGUGAAAGGCAUCAGCUCUGCUAGAACUGACAUCAUCGCGGGAGGGCCGAAUUGGUGGGAGGAUAACCACAAGGGAAUCAGUAACAUCUUCUCGGCAAUAUCUAUCACUCCAAGAGAAUGCAACCCCGAUGAAAAAGCCGACGUCUUCAAGGGGCUCCUGGGAGUUUUCAGCGGACUCUUCACGGCGGAGGAAAUUGGGCAGAAGAUGAACAAGAACAGAACCCUUGACGAAAUCUCCUUUGCCUUUUUCCAGCAGCUAUCCUUGAAAACCGACUGUGCGUGGACAAGGCUCUCUAUCAGCAGCGGAGAGAGAGAGUCGUGGGAUUGGAUUCCCGUGGUAGCAGACUCUGGUCAGCCGUUAACAACAGACUGUUUCUCCGGCGUGGUAAAUCUGGGGCGUGCGAAGGCCAAUGGCUUGGCGAAAUCUACAGCGGUAACUGGUCUCAUUGGCACUCCUCGUCCCUACAUGAAGAUCAAAAUGCUCGAGGGAGAUGGCAGUUUCCGGUUCGUCUUCAAAGGCUGCAACUGCGGAAAGAAAGUCAAGACCAGCACGUUCGGAAGCGAGCGUAUACCCACUAUGGACCAGUGCAGAGAUGUCGUCAAGGAUGAGACGGGCAGAAUGCUGGUGCAGUGUGCCACUCUCCUAGGAAGCAUACUAGACCCCGUAAACGACGUCGUGAAAUAUCGGAGGAAUCUCCUCCGGAAGUUGCAGCCUGAUUGGAACUGGACCGACCCCAGUGCCAAACCAACGCUUUGGGCGGACAGGUGUGUCAGUGGCACAACGUGGGAAAACCCCCAUCCGGAGGGCGUCCGAGCCCAUAACUGGUCGAUGAACUACAACUUUGUCGAUAUUUUUGACUGCGGAUCCCGACUUUACAACAAGGCUACCGCUAAUCUGUUGUGUGAGGUAACAAUCAAUUGCGGCUGUACAAUCACUGGUCCAUUUGUUUUGAUGAUCGAGGCACUCACUGCGGUGCACGGUAGCUUCCUCGGAGACACAUCGGCAGCACUGGAUUCUGAUAAUCGAAUCGUUCUCCGAGAUGGUAUGGGGCUGAUCCAGGUGGGGGAUGUGGGCAAGGCCUUCAAUGUUGUUGCAUUUGGAGGAGACGUGGGUGCCUACAAGAGUUACGCCUCGACCUGCAGGAGCACAAAGAGGGACAAGACCGCACCAUUUGGCAAUAAACAGUUUCCUUAUGGUAGAGCUCUUGUCAGGGACGAGUUCUCACACGGAAUUGGUGACGUUGGGAGAGACUAUGGGUACGUCGAGACUGGAGGUUCUGGAAACUUGUUGAUCUAUCGUGGCCACCCAAUGGGCAAGUACAAGAUUGUCGGCGUCUGCAUAGAUGAACAUGUUGCAAAUAAGAAGGGGAGAAAUUCUGUCGUCAUUCGUUGA
Molecule: messenger RNA, 2250 nt
Organism: Clonostachys rhizophaga
Lineage: Eukaryota; Fungi; Ascomycota; Sordariomycetes; Hypocreales; Bionectriaceae
Source: the annotation of a GenBank genome assembly